Messenger RNA from Osmerus eperlanus (European smelt), 2273 nucleotides. RefSeq names its product pentatricopeptide repeat domain 3 (gene ptcd3). The record is from RefSeq and is a predicted model, not a curated record. The transcript is spliced from 24 exons. Gene Ontology annotation, molecular function: ribosomal small subunit binding; rRNA binding; protein binding. Bases 20 to 2032 code for a protein of 670 amino acids. Gene Ontology annotation, biological process: mitochondrial translation. NCBI's taxonomy places the organism in Eukaryota, Metazoa, Chordata, Actinopteri, Osmeriformes, Osmeridae. Gene Ontology annotation, cellular component: mitochondrion.
CCUCGAGUGUGUGUUCAAGAUGGCGGCCCCCGGUAAACAUGUAGGGUAUUACAUCCAUAGAAAUAGUCGCUUUAUUCUCACGAACUUGGAGCAAUUAUAUAUUAACAGGAACUUUAGUUGGAGUGCAGCAGGGUGCCAGCAAAGUGCAUCAUCUCAAACAGUGUCUUCAGAGGAUAUAGUCAUCCCCAAAAAGAAAACAUGGUCGAAAGAAGCUGUACUACAAGCCCUGGCAUCUACAGUCAAUAGGGACCCCACAGCCCCUCACUACAUGUUUCAGGACGACCCUUACCUGACCCCCCGAAACAGCGGCGAGUUUAGGCUGUACUCCCUCUCCCAGGAGGCAGGACGAGCAGCAGCAAAGUACUUUGUCAACACACACCCAAAGUUUUUCAAGAAGGAGUUCGCUGAGCCACACAUACCAUGUCUGAUGCCAGAGUCGUUGGAGCCCGUUCUGGAGGAGGUGAGUGAGGCUGCUCUGGUAGAGAGGAUCUCCCUGAGGAAGGUUCGUGCUGCUGUGGACAUGUAUGACCAGCUGCUACAGGCUGGAACGGCGGUCUCUUUGGGCGUGACCAAUGACCUGCUGGACCUGAUAAGUUUCUAUUGCGACCGGAACCCUGCACAGGAUGACAAGCCAGAUACAGAGGAGACGGAGGAAGUUCCGGAUGGGGGCUGGAAGAAGAGGGGGAAGAUGAGGAAACCGUCCGACCCAGUCCAGUUGGUCUGGAGGGAGAACAACAAUGCAGAACGGAUCUUUAGCCUGCUUCCGGAAAAAGACAGUCGCUCCUAUUGCGCCCUCAUCAAAGGCAUGGUCAAGCACGGCGCCCAUCCCAAGGCCUUCAGCAUGUACACUGAGCUGCUGAACAACCGUCUGACUGCGGACAUCCACACCUUCAACGGUCUGAUCAGCGCUGCUCCGUUUGUCAAAGAGAAGUACAACGACAAGUGGGACCUGGUUGUGGAGCUGUUGAAGCAGAUGAGUUACCAGAAGAUCCAGCCCAACCUGCUGAUGUUCAACACCACACUGAAGGCCUUGGCCUACUGUGGUCCCCUGAGCCGCGCCCAGGCCAUGCCCCUGCUCAGUGAGAUGAAGGCUAUGGGCAUCGCCCCCAGUCUGGCAACAUUCAAGCACCUCCUGCGCAUCUUCCAUAAAGCAGCCCUGACCAGCCGAGCCAAGUCCAACAUGUUACACGACGUGAUGGCAGAGGUGUCAGGAAAGAGCUUUGUGUGUCAGGACCCUGAAGAUGUGUAUUUCUUCUCACAAGCCAUGAAAAUAUGUCUAGACACCAAGGACAUUGAGAUGGGAUACCAGGUUUACAACCUUUCGCAAACAGGAGAGAACUGGAGGCUGUUAGGAGACACCUACCAUCAAAGUAUCUUCUAUGGACGAUUUUUCAGCCUGCUGUGUUUGAUGGAACACAUAGAUGUGGUGCUGAAGUGGUACAAGGAGCUAAUCCCCUCUCUAUACUACCCCAACCCCCAGGGCAUGAUGGAUCUUCUGCAGGCUCUGGACACUGACGGCAGACUAGACCUGAUCCCACAGGUCUGGAAAGACAUCCGUCGUCUGGGCCAUGACAACAAGUCCACUGUGGUGGAGGAGGUUCUGACUCUCAUGGCCAGAGACAAACACAGCCCUGAGGUCCAGGAGGCGUUUGCCGCGUGUGCCCUGGACGUGAAGGCGGUGUACCAGCAGGGGAACCGGGGGCAGGAGGUCCUGACCUGGUCGGUGUCUGCCCUCACAGACGUCACCUCCCUCCUGCUGGCUGCCCACAACACCCAGCAGGCCUGGGACAUGCUGACGCUGUUCAAGACCAAAAACAGGGUUCCACCGAAGGAGCUGUUGGACAACUUCCUGUCAAGCUGCAGAGGCGAUGGCGGCUCUGAGAAGGCUGUGAAGCUGGUGAAGCUGUCUGCCGACUUCUGCCACCCCUCCACCCCCGGCCUGGCUGCCAGGGUGCUGCAGGAGUUUGAGCUCACCGAUGAGCAAAGGGCUGCUGUGUCUGAGUUUGAAGUCGCUGCGGAGGUCAGCAACUGACAGCAGCCGGGGACUCUGGGAUGUCUGUCUGUGUAGAGCGUACACCUGUACGCAGAUGUGUUGAAUCAUGAUCAAUAAAAACACAAUUCUAUGUUUAAAACUAGACUCAACUACAGGAAGUUAUGUUGAUUCUGAUCAUCAGUGUUAAUAGCUGAUUUGUAGGAGUGUAUUACUGGUGCCACUUCAUUGACUUAUGGCUUGUUUUUUGUUACGUGUUAAAUAUACAUUAAAAUUCAUUACA